GUUUACAAUCGUAUGGCCGAUAGAAAAGGUGAGGUUUAAUUGUUAAAUCAAUGUUGCAAUCAUUCAAACCAUGGGAAGUUUAGAGGAUGCCAUCGUCACCGGUUUUAUUUGCCGAUUGUGCUCAAAACAGAAACGUUCGGUAGUUUUCAUCUUCGGAGUAAGAGGCACCAAGCUAGAUCUGGUGAACAAAAUCAACAACUAUCUCCCGAUACAGAUCAAUGCCGAUGAUGAUCUUCCCAAGACAAUUUGUGAACCGUGCUUGGAAAAGAUUCUACAGCAUCAUCAAAUGAUCGAACGGCUCCAACAGGCCCAGAAACGAUUCUUGCUAAUGCGCAACGAAGAAACGCACCAAACAACCGUUGCUCCAAGGAAGGAUAUACCAGUGGUAUCUGAAUCAGCACACAGCUCCAAAACUACGAACGAUAAUCCAAACGAUCCAGCUGCAGAACUACUAAAAGAAACUCCCAGUAUCGCUACCAUCAAUCAACAGAAUGAUACUGGCAGCAGUGAGAUCAGUAAAGCCAUUAAACGUUUGAGGGCCGAUCAACAAAACGGAGAGGCAGGUAGCGAUGAUGCGGAACCGUAUGUUUCGGAUGCGAAUUCUUUAGGUCCUACUGAACCAUCGCCUGCAAAGGCUCCAUUAGCUCGGUUGGGAUCAGUUCGUAAAAGGAAAAACCAUUCACGUACAGCGAAAAUAGUGAGAACGCGGCUGAAAUGAAAACCCUAAAAAAAGUAGGUUUAAGUGUGCAUAAGUCCAUAAAUAUUCUCAAUAAAAAAUAGA
Messenger RNA from Anopheles coustani, 781 nucleotides. RefSeq lists its product as uncharacterized. The record is from RefSeq and is a predicted model, not a curated record. The transcript is spliced from 2 exons. The coding region runs from base 71 to 718 and encodes 215 amino acids. Gene Ontology annotation, cellular component: nucleus. Gene Ontology annotation, molecular function: zinc ion binding. NCBI's taxonomy places the organism in Eukaryota, Metazoa, Arthropoda, Insecta, Diptera, Culicidae.